Messenger RNA from Mya arenaria, 950 nucleotides. RefSeq lists its product as uncharacterized. The coding region runs from base 39 to 806 and encodes 255 amino acids. The transcript is spliced from 10 exons. Lineage: Eukaryota; Metazoa; Mollusca; Bivalvia; Myida; Myidae. The record is from RefSeq and is a predicted model, not a curated record.
UCAGUAGAAAACUUUCAGGACAAACAGGACGGGGAAAAAUGAAGGUUUGCCUUAUUCUGUUGUUGCUCUGUGUGAGCGCGGAAGCCAACCACGUUCUUCGCCACAUAAGCAACCCACCGGGAGCCCGCCACAUCCCAGAUGUACUAAGCACUCUUCUCGCUGCGCGCCACAUUCCCAUUGACCCUCCAACGGCGCGCCAUAUGCCACCUGCGGCGAGUCGCGGUCCACCAAAGGUCGCGGCAGCGUCAGAUCCCAUGGCAGUUCAGACCGAGGAAAGAAGAGCACCCGAUGGUAAACAGUCGAACACUCAAAAGGCUGUCCGAGGUGAAGGAGGAAUGUACAUGUGGCCUAUUGCAAUAAUGGAGGUGUCCUCUCUCUGGGGCCGGUGUGAACAGAUGAGUAUGACGAUGACUGCCAUGGAUAAUCUGUUUAAAGGCACCAUUGUGGGGAGGGUGUGUCCUGUCGUACAUAAAGUGCUCGAUGCUUAUUUGGAUUCGGACGACGAGACGCAGAUGGAGUUUGAAAGGCAAUGUACCAGUCACAUCCGACUGCUACAGUGCAUCGACAUAAUGUUUACGGAGCAUUGCCUCGAAUUCCUUCAUAUGACUACAGAAAACAGUCUGUUCCUGAGAGAAGCCGAGCCACUGUUCGAAAUGUGCGAGGAAGAGUUCGGCUCGUUUCAUACGGAACUUGACGAUUUUGAAGCGAACAUGGCCGACCUAUUUCCGGAUGCCCGAGCACUUGCGGUGAAAAAGAUGCUUAGGGAGCUAGUUGCGUUGGUUUCGAAGAAAAAAACCGAGAAGUAACUUACGGCAACUGAGCGGAGACGUCAACCAUCCGAGAGGAAAGUUCAUUUCAUUAAAAAAGCUAUAUAUCAUUAAGUGAAAACAGUUAAUAUCAAGUGUGCUUUGUUUAUUGCCGUGUGUUACUGAAUAAAAAUGUGGCUGGAA